Cyphellophora attinorum is the source of this 936-nucleotide messenger RNA. Its product is annotated as Cytochrome b5 4. Bases 1 to 936 code for a protein of 311 amino acids. The record is from RefSeq and is a predicted model, not a curated record. Gene Ontology annotation, molecular function: heme binding. The transcript has 2 exons. NCBI's taxonomy places the organism in Eukaryota, Fungi, Ascomycota, Eurotiomycetes, Chaetothyriales, Cyphellophoraceae.
AUGGGCUGGAUCGCUGCAGGCGCCGGUACCCUGAUCGCCACCUGCCUCAUCUACACUUUCCUCACACGACAUGCCAAUGGCGAGCCCCAAGAACGAGGUGCCUCAACAUCAUUGGAGAAGAAGGAACAGCAGAAUGGAGAAAUAGUCUCAAAUGGCGCUGUCACAGAUCACUUGACAUCAGCAGCGACGACUCGGCAGAGUAGCCAUGGCAACGUGCCUGCCCCUCCGUCAAUUGUCGCGCCCGAUGAGGCACCUGUUCCUUCGAUCAGCACCUCUACCACUGCAGGAGACACACCUGCGUCUCCGCAAUUCGCAAUUCCUCACCACCACGCCUCAAACCUCCUACCAUGCGCCUCCACCUCGACCCUCGCUGCUGCCAGCCUGCGCGUGCCCGCUACUAAGGUCCUGAGCAAUACUCACAUGCAGCCCGCCUCCUCCACUCUCCCCAUCCCCACCACCCAAAAUACCAAAAAGUCCCGGCAAAUCACCCUGGCGCCUGGCUACUCCCCGCUCGACUGGGCCACCCUGACUAAAUCCCGUAACGCGCAAACUACCCUUCUCGGCCACGACUUUCAGCGCUUGUCUCCCAGUGGUGCCCUCAUGAAGAUCCCACCUUCUCUCCUGAAGCAGCAGACGGGUCGCAAAGGCAAGGAUGCGUGGACGAGCUACAAGGGUCGAGUGUAUAAUGUUACGCCGUACCUGAAUUUCCAUCCAGGUGGGAAAGCGGAGUUGUUGAGGGCGGCGGGCCGAGAGGGAGAGGCGCUAUUCAUGGAGGUGCAUCCGUGGGUAAACUGGGAGGGGAUGUUGGGGGAGUGUUGUGUGGGGAUUCUGGUUGGGGAGGGGGAGGGGAGUUUGCAGAAAGAGAAGGAGAUGGCAUUGCUGAGCAAGGAGCAUGGGCAGGGGGAAGUAGGGAAUGAGCUUGAUGAGAUGGAUUGA